Heterobasidion irregulare TC 32-1 is the source of this 771-nucleotide messenger RNA. It is a transcript of the gene gh12.2, whose product is annotated as family 12 glycoside hydrolase. Gene Ontology annotation, molecular function: cellulase activity. The transcript is spliced from 5 exons. The record is from RefSeq and is a predicted model, not a curated record. Gene Ontology annotation, biological process: polysaccharide catabolic process. The coding region runs from base 1 to 771 and encodes 256 amino acids. Lineage: Eukaryota; Fungi; Basidiomycota; Agaricomycetes; Russulales; Bondarzewiaceae.
AUGUCUCUCCUAGUCUUCUUAUUUUCCCUCCCUCUUUUCGCUCUUGCUUCGCCUUCUGGACACGUUCGUCGUCAAUUUGACAUAACCGUUCACUGUGGCACUUGGGACAGUGUCACAACUGGCCCUUACAGCAUCAACCUCGAUCAAUGGGGUGCAACUGGUGCAACAUCUGGGGAAUCCUGUGCGCGCUGGAUAUCACUCAGCGGUACGACGGCGUCUUGGGUCAACAAUUGGACAUGGACCGGCGGAACGGGCGUGAAGAGCUACACAGACCUCCAGCUCAACGAAGGAAUCAAUCAGCAGCUUUCCGCUAUUAGAAGUAUGCCAUCGAAAUGGUCUUGGAGCCAGAGCACGAGUGGAUCUAUUGUGGCCAACGUCGCGUACGACUUCUUUACGUCCACCUCUUUUAGUGGCUCGGCCUCGAAUGAGAUUAUGAUUUGGCUCGCCAACUUCAACGCGGGUCCUAUAUCGUCUGUUUAUGGAUCAGACGGUUUGCCGACGCCUAUCGCUAGCAGUAUUUCUAUUGCUGGAAAUUCUUGGAAUCUAUAUCAAGGCUCUAACGGGGCGAACAACGUGUUCUCCUUCUUGCCUUCAAGCAGUGGAACAGAGAUCACAAACUUCAGCGGUGACAUCUUCGGCUUCUUUGAUUACCUCAUCUCGAAUGAGAACCUUCCGUCCUCUCAGUACCUCACCACUGCUCAAGCAGGUUCCGAAGCCACCUCUGGAACGGCUACCUUGACUACGACUGCCUAUAGUCUGUCGAUCGAGUAG